Rotaria socialis is the source of this 4611-nucleotide messenger RNA. NCBI's taxonomy places the organism in Eukaryota, Metazoa, Rotifera, Eurotatoria, Philodinida, Philodinidae. The record is from the annotation of a GenBank genome assembly.
AUGCUUAUACCGCAAUACCGCAAUACCGCAAAUGUUAUUGCGGUAUUGCGAGAUGAUUUUAAUGAAAUCGAUUUUGCCGCAAAUUCAAAUUCCCCAUCAUAUGUAAACGACACCCUCUCUCAAGUUCAUGUCAAACCCAACAUCAGCGGUUUAUGGCAAACUUCUUCUGCUAGCUUCACGAAGUCGAAUGUAGCAUUACCCAAUUCUAAACAAACACCUUCAUUACUCAACUACACAGACUUGGUUGCCAAUACUUCAACUCUGCAAAGUGUUUCUUCCUCAAAUACUUCAUUAUUUCUUGAUUGCGAAGAAAAUGUUGAAUUUUCCAAAACUAAAAAUACGAUAUUAACAUUUCUUGAUAAUGAAGUUUUAACAAAACCACUUCAACAAAAAGAAACUAAAAUAAAAUGCAAGCCUGUACAUUCCUAUCUUGUUGAUUACAAUGAUUAUUAUCAAUUAAUUUUUCUUGGAGAUGAGAUCGACUGUGAUGAUCGGUUCAAAUAUCUUACGAAAGACAUUAAGUAUUGUUAUACUGCUGUCGACUGUAUUGAAGAGAUAGUUUCUGUAAAAUCAAAACUUACUUUGGUGGUCUUGUCGGGGGCUUAUGUGAACGAUGAAAAAGUGUAUAAUCAUCUGAAAUGUAUUACAGAUGAAAAAUGUAUUUACAAGCUCACGUUAACGUCCGAAAUGGAUGAAAAACAUCAGUUUAAUGAUAUCAACAAUGGGAAAAAUCAUGUUUGUCAAUUAAUCGAGAAAAACAUUCAGAAUUAUUAUAGCAACAAAGCAACGUUUUGCUUAUUACCUUCGGUCAAAGAAAAGGAGAAGCUGACCGCCCGCGAUCUUACUGCAGAGCAGGCCAACUUUAUUUGGACCAAAAUGUAUUUUGAAAAUGUUCUGCAUUUGUCAACCAUGAAGUGCUCUGCGGAUAAAACAGUUAGUUAUAGUCGAUUUCACUACCACGGACAUUUACAUAUGCUAAAUAGUGUGCAGGAGUUUGCACGUACGUAUGAGACAGUAAAGAAUGCCCUGGCGUGGUAUUCACCAAAUACGUUUAUAUAUCCUCUCGUUAAUGAAGCAAUAUCAAGGCAAAAUAUUGAAAUGAUAUUUGCAUUAGGGUCUUUUUUGGGUGAUCUUCAAGAUAAUAUCAUUAAAAUAAAACCAGAGCACGUCACUACUCCAAUUUACUGGCAUCAAAAUGUGUCUAUCGACGAUCUGGAAAAUAUGGAAAAGAAUAUUGGUGGCUUGAUUGGAGUUAACAGUUAUAUUUGGGCAACAGAGAAUCCUAGUAUUGAGCCAACAUCGCGUACCUCCGUGUUGUUCCAACUAGAGUGCAAAACGGCAAAAAAAUUCAACUGCAAAAUAAUUAUAGAACCUGGCUCUGUAUUUCGUAUAGAGUCAAUCCAUAAAUUAGCUGACAGUCGAAUGUCUUGUAUUUGUCUUGUACAAGAUCAAACAUACAAUCCGUUAACAGUUGUGAAAGAAGAAAUCGGAAGUCUGGACUCUUUAUCGGCACCUGGUGAAUUUCUAGUCUGGACUAAUCAAUUUGAAAAUGCAAAAAAUUAUUACGAAGAGAUUGUUUCACGUUUUCCACGACGUUUUUCUGUCCACAAUUAUUUGGCUUACAUUUACAUGGAAUUUGGAAUGCAUUUUAAAGCAAUAGAGCAUUAUGAGAGUGCCAUUCAAAUAUUAGAAUGCCAACAGCAAACGUAUCUUAAAGAAAAGGAGCAACUGGACGUAUUUCUUCAUCUUGGUCAACUUUAUUCAACCAUUGGUAAAAAUAGAGAAGCGCUACACCAUCUUGAAAAAGCAUUGAAAGUUAUAUCAUUACGUUUUCCACUAGACAAUGUAUCAAUGGGUACGUGUGAUAAUCUUAUCGGUUUAAUAUAUAACAGUUUAGGCGAUCAUUCUAAAGCAAGAGAACAUAUGGAAAACGGACUACGCUUUCAUCUCUCAUCAUUACCAUCCAACCAUUCGAUAACUGCCAUGUCAUACUUUAAUGCCGGUUAUGUCUAUCGUCACAUGGGUGAAUAUGAAUUGGCACUGAAAUGCUUUACAAAAGCUCUUGAAAUUAGCUUGAAAAUAUUACCUGCAAAUCAUCGACAACUGGUGCCGAUUUACCAUAAUUUAGGCCUGGCUUUUCAUCACACAGCUAAAUAUGAAAAUGCUCUUGAAAACUACCAAAAAGAACUGACAGUACUUUGUUGUCAUCCAUAUAUUACAGAUUCUAUGAAGAUAAGCGAUAUUCAUCAUCUUCUUAAUUCAUUGAGCGAGAAUCUAUCACCAAUAGCUAAAACAAACGCUCUAAACAUGCAGCAUAAAUGUUUGUCAGUGAUAAAAGCCAAUAACGAUGAGUUCAAAGCAACUGUAGAUCCAGUCAACAAGUUGGUAAACGAUAGUCAACUUAUUCACCAAGUAGCAGACAAACCAAAACCUGUAUUACAAGAACAAACAUUUGAGCCGGUUAUGAUCAACACAGUAGCGAAAGUGAUUUCAGAUUUCUUAAAUGUGGGUCAGAGAGAACACUGGUCGUUUAUUAAAGACAGAUCCUCACUACAAAACACAGUGUCUGACUCGGUUAUAACCAAAACAGCAACGCUGAGUCUGAGUGUAAUUGACAAAUUAUUUCCAAGUGAUAGACAAAGGCAAAAAGAUGAUAAGAAUCUCGAAGGCCUAACUCUUGUUUGGAUAGACCGAAACUUGGACGAUCCCGACGUUGAUAAAUUGUUGAAAAAAUUUCAUUUGCCAGAACGUAUGCGCGAAAUUAUCUAUUACAUACGAGCAUUUAUAAAUACUGUUUCAGCUGUAGAGUACAUUUCAUCGGUUGCAAAGGAAGACAUAUUUCUUGUUCUUCCUCCUGAGGACGCAACAGAUGAAUCGAUGAUGUUUCAACUGGUUAGUCAGCCACGAGUCAAAUCGGUAUAUAUAUUCGAUCCAGAUAAUAAAAUGCACGAAUUCAAGCCAGAUAAUAAAGUAUUCAAAUUCAUACUACAACCUAAAGGACGCGGCGUUUUUACUACACAGACUACCCUUGUAUUGAAACUGAAAUCUGACGUUGAUUUGUAUUACACAAAUUUAAGCGUACCAUUUAAUGCUUUAAAUUCUGAUCAAAUAGAAAGAUCAAUGCGGAAUCUGACACAAGAAAGUGUUACUUUCAUGUGGUAUCACAUAAUGAUCGAUAUUUUACUACGACUAGAACAUAAUGAGGAUGCAAAGCGAGAAAUGAUGGAUACAUGCCGAAAAGCAUAUUCGAGCAGUACCGUAUGUUCGAGUAAAGUCUUGGAAUUUGAGCAAACUUACAAAUCGAAAGAUGCAGCAGCUUGGUAUACAAAAGACACCUUUGUUUAUCGGAUAGUGAACUGGGCACUUAGAACUCAGGAUCCCGAUACAAUAUACAAAUUUCGAUAUUAUAUAUGUGAUCUUCAUACUCAUCUUGUUAAUACGCACCCAAAAUUUAUUAGCACAUUAGGACCGGAACAACAAACAUUGAAUCUUUAUCGUGGACAGUCAAUGACAAUUGAAGAGUUUAAUCGAUGUUCAGCUCAGGCGUUGAUCUCAAUGAAUACUUUUCUUUCUACGUCGGAAGACUCAGUAGUAGCUCUCCGCUAUGCUGGAGAUGGAGCUACUGACAGUGUGCAAUCAGUAUUUUUUGAGCUAGAAAUUGAUCCAAAACUUGAUACUAAACCAUAUGCUUAUUUACAAGAAAACGUCAUUCAAGAGUCAGAACGUGAAGUUUUAUUUAGCAUUGGACCAAUAUUUGGAAUAGACUAUGUGGAAGAGAUGAAACCUGGAAAAGUACAACAUAUAAAACUGACUUUAUCAAACAAUGAAACUACUCAAAUACAAGAAAUGAAACUGCAAUGCAAACGAUUUCUUAAUCUCGACAAAAUUCCUUUUCCUGAAACAGCAUGGGGUUCGUUUCUGUGCGUUAUGGGGGAUUUCUCUUUGGCUAAAGGGCACUUUUUGAAAUUACUUGACAAUCGUCAAUUGGACGAAUAUUCAGAGUGGUCAGUUCACAGCGAUUUAGGUCUUAUCUAUUAUGAAACAGAUGAUUUAGCGACAUCAUUAUUUCAUUAUGAAAAAGCCCUUCACGUUCUCAAAACUCAUUUAUCUCGUGCUAAAAUAAGAAUAGUCGAUAAAAAAGUGUAUCCAUCUUCGCAUCCAAUAUUCGGAGUAGCAGUCCUAUAUAAUGGCAUUGCCAGCGUUUAUGAUAAAAUGAAAGAUUAUGGGAAAGCAUUACAAUAUUAUCAAAGAGCGUUAAAAAUUGAUAUGAGAAGUAAGCCUCUUCGCAUAAAUGAAGUAGCGAAAACAUAUAAUAACAUUGGCUUUGCCUGUAUGAAUGAGGGUAACUGUGAAAAAGCACUGAAAUAUUGUGAAAAAGCAAAUGAAAUUUAUUCGUCACCAAUAAUAGAGGAUCAUUCUACAAUUAGUCAUGGGAUUCUAGCGACAAUAUUCAAUAAUAUUGGGGAAAUUUACAAAAGACAAGGCGACAGUCAAUCAGCAAAUAAUGCUUUUAAAAAAAGUGUUGAAUUUGCUGUAGAUUCGCUACCUGACAACCAUCCAUCGUUAAUUUUAUAUCGAAAAAACUUUACAGAUACCAUGACAUUGAUGUAA